GCUACCGGAGCUCGCGAAGCACCGAGGAGCGCCGGUCCGCGAGUCGAGCUGACAACCGGACGACAAGGAAACCCCGUGGUCGCAACGGUCGGCGGAAAGGGAAGGCCCGAGGCUAGCAAAGCUAGCGGAGCGAACGUGGUCGGAUCACGUGAGUAACACGGACAAUAUUUCGGCGCUAUCUAGCCAAAUAAGCUAGCAUUAGCAUAGCGAAAACGAAGCAGUAGCUAUCCAGCAGACUGAAGAUUUCCAGAAAAUAACUAGCUAGCAGAUUGAAGGGUGCUAGCAUACGAACCCAAGCUAGCUAUCAAAGUCAAAGACACCAAGCUAUUGGUUAGCAAACGAAUCUAGCUAAGCCAAAGCCACCAAGCUGUUGGCUAGAAAACGGAGCUAACCAGCUAGCGAUCCAGCUAGCUAGCCAGAAUAAGACAGAUUGAGCUAAACUCAACCUUAAAUUCAGAGAGAUGAUUAAGGGGGAGGAAACAGUGAAGCAUCUGAAAGACCUGCGGACGAGGGCGAAGGUGGCUCUAAGUCGUAAGGUGAACUCAGUAACAAAGACGUUGAACACUAUGUUAGAGGAGGAGUUGAUGAAAGAAUAUAGGGAAGUCCACAAGGCCGCCACCAAAGUCACAGAGGCCAACAGUGAAUACUUGAUGCAAAUAAUUCUGAACGCUGAUAGUGACGAGGACCAAGUACCAGAAGAGCUGAGUGCAGACGUGGAAAAGACGAAUGGAGAGACCAGCCAAAGGCUUGAAGAGGUCAGUGAAGUGAUUAAAGCAAACCUUUGGACUAGGCAUGGAGAAAAGACAGUGAUGUUUGCCAUCGGGGAAGCUGAAAAGGUCUAUGAGGACGCAGAAGCGACACAAAUUGACCUGGUGAGCUAUGAGAAUGACGAAAAGCAGCUUAAGCAUUUAGAAAUACUCAUUAAGGAAUUAAAGGAAGUGCACAGCACCUGGAGGGGAUGGGCUCCUGUGACUGCUAGAAAAGAUGUGGAAGAGAUAGUGCGCCAGCUGGAGACAAGGAAAAACGCACUCAAGCGUCAAAAGGAAGCUGAGUUUAACAAAGCACGCGGCGCAGCAGAGUUGGUACGCACCGCAGCAGAGGAUGAGCGCACCAAGUUAGCCGAGACCCAACGUGCGAAGCUCGCCGAGAUUCAAAUUGCUGCAGAGGAAGCACGCAUUGCAGCAGAGGAUGAGCGCGCCCAGUUCGCCCUGGUUCAGCUAAGGCAAGACCAGGCCCAACGCUCUAAAUUGGCCGAGGCUCAGAUUGCAGCAGAAGAAGCACGGUUUGACCUCAUGAAAGCGCAGCAUAAAGCAGUGGAAGAGGCAGGCACGGAACCCAGAGACAACCCGAUGGGAGCGAUAUCAAAGAUACGACUCAAGCCGGUAAGCCUUCCCAAGUUCAGUGGCAGUAUGAGGGAGUUUCACAGCUGGAAAAAGGACUGGGAAUCUUUGCAGAAGCAGGGAGAACCAUCCGGGUCGCCUGAAGUCAAGAAGUUCCAGUUUCUGGACAGCAUGGAAGAAAAGCUCAGCUGAUUUUGGAUUGAUGGCAAAGGGAGAGGGACUUAAGUGAGAGU
Molecule: messenger RNA, 1573 nt
Organism: Gymnodraco acuticeps
Lineage: Eukaryota; Metazoa; Chordata; Actinopteri; Perciformes; Bathydraconidae
Product: translation initiation factor IF-2-like
Exons: 2
Coding region: 462-1532 (356 amino acids)
Source: RefSeq, a predicted model, not a curated record